This is a messenger RNA of Pteronotus mesoamericanus, 1230 nucleotides long. It is a transcript of the gene ZAR1, whose product is annotated as zygote arrest 1. Gene Ontology annotation, biological process: translation. NCBI's taxonomy places the organism in Eukaryota, Metazoa, Chordata, Mammalia, Chiroptera, Mormoopidae. The coding region runs from base 1 to 1224 and encodes 407 amino acids. The transcript is spliced from 4 exons. Gene Ontology annotation, cellular component: cytoplasm. The record is from RefSeq and is a predicted model, not a curated record.
AUGGCUUCCCUGGGGGAGGAGGUGCAGGACGGUUACAUGUACCCAGCCUGCGCCGCCUACUCAUACCCGUACCCUUACCCACCCAACGCCAAGGGCAAGGGCUUAGCGGGCGCGGGCGGCUGGCGGCCACGCGGCGGGGGCUACCCUCCCGCGCCCUCCUCCUCCUCCUCGGCCGGGGCUGCCCCGUCGUCCUUCCCCGGCUACGGGCAGCUGAUGGCCGCGGAGUAUUUCGACAACUACCAGCGGGCGCAGCUCAUGGCCCUCCUGGCGCAGGUGAGCCCCGGCCUGGCCCCGCGGCUCCGCAAAGCCAGCAGCCGGGACGCGGCCGUGCAGGUGAACCCGCGCCGCGACGUGUCGGUGCAGUGCUCGCUGGGGCGGCGCACGCUGCCGCGCAGGCCCCGCGACCCCGGGCCCCCGGCCAGCCCCUGCCCCGAGGGCGCGGCGGGCGGCGCGGCCUCUCUGCAGCCGGCCCGCGGGGGCCUCGAGCACGACAGCCCCCCGAGCGGCGGCCCGCGGCCCGUGCACUUCCCGCGCACCGUCGCGCUGUACUCGCCCGUGGUCUCCCGCCGCCUCACCACCUUCCUGGAAGGAGCCGAGACCGCGGCGGGCGAGCAGAGCCCUGGGGCCCCGGACGGAGAGCGAAGGCCGCCACCUCCGAGGCCCCGAGACGCCCAGCAGGGAGAGGGGUCGGCGAGGAGCGAGCCCCAACGGCCGCAGUCCCAGGAGGAGGAGGCGGCUGAGGCCGGGGCCGCGGUGCAGGCGAGCUGGGAGCCGCGGGAGACCCGGGGCGCCGAGGCUGCCCCGCGGAGCGCGUCCGGGAGCCCGGAACAGCCGCCGCCGGCACGGGGCGCCGAGGGCGCGAGGCCGUCUCUGCGGAGCCCGGAGCCGGGCAAGGAGCGCCUGCGCUUCCAGUUCUUGGAACAGAAAUAUGGCUACUAUCACUGCAAGGACUGCAACAUCCGGUGGGAAAGUGCCUAUGUGUGGUGUGUACAGGGCACUAACAAGGUUUACUUUAAGCAGUUUUGCAGAACUUGUCAGAAGUCUUACAACCCUUACCGAGUGGAGGAUAUUACCUGUCAAAGUUGUAAACAGACUAGAUGCUCCUGCUCAGUCAAACUCCGCCACAUUGACCCUAAACGGCCCCAUCGCCAAGAUUUGUGUGGGAGAUGCAAAGGCAAACGCCUGUCUUGUGACAGCACUUUCAGCUUCAAAUAUAUCAUUUAAAUGAGU